AUGAUCAGUGUCGAAGAGACUUAUAAUAUGUUGGGAAAACCCAUUAAGGUUGUUUUGGAUGAUGGAAACAAGAGGACAGCUUCAACGACGACUGGUAAUCUUGUAACGAUUGAUCCGACAUCUGGAACUUUGGUCUUGGCGCAAUUUCAUCAUCAAUGUGAAAUUCGAUGUUUCGAAUUAAUUCCCAGUUCGUCAAUUUCGAAUAUUUCGAAACUUGAAGAGAUUGAUGAAAAUUGUGCUCCUUUUGGCGAAGCCGUUUUGGAGCAAAUUGACAAACUUCUCGGAAUGCAAAGCACAAAUGUCGUUGAAGACGGCGAAAUGUAUAAAAGAGCUGAAAAAGUGAUAAACUAUCUACGCGCCCAUCACAUUGAAGUAUUUGAGGAGCCGAAUGGCGUUUUUCGCAUAAGUGGCGUCGUGCGUUUCGAGAAACCGUAUAGACGCGAGAAUCUGUAUUGUGAUAUUCCGAUGGUCCUGCAACGACUUCUCAAACUGCUCGACGAGAUGCAAUGA
Molecule: messenger RNA, 510 nt
Organism: Caenorhabditis bovis
Lineage: Eukaryota; Metazoa; Nematoda; Chromadorea; Rhabditida; Rhabditidae
Source: the annotation of a GenBank genome assembly